AUGGGGAUAUCACCAUCAAAACGAGUACGCCACCAUUUCCGCACCACCCCAGAAUUCACCUCAUCCUGCAACACCAUCUUCUCCGAUCUCCAAUCUCUAACUCAACAAACUUCCCACAACAACAUCUUCGCCUACCAACUCUCCGACGCUUCCAUCCGCCUCCACACCUCCCUCCUAAAUUCUCUCUCCUCCCCUAUCCUCAAAACGUGGUGUCCUUCACCUCCCUCACGCGCGCAAGUCGACGGCGCGUACCGAUCACUUCGAAAGAGUUUUUCGGCGGAAGGAACGCUGAGUUCCGACGAGUUUCGAGAGUUUGCUGUAGUUUUGUUCGCCGAUGCUGUUGUUUCGAAUGCGUCGAGAAUUGUGGCGAGUAGGGUUUGUGUUGGAGUUGCGGGGAUUGGUGGAGUUGGAAUGGUGGCCAGAGUUGGGGGUGGUUUGAUUGGAUCUGUUAUUGGUGUUUAUGCUCUUGGGGUUGCUACUUCUGUUUAUGUUAGCUUGGGUUAG
Beta vulgaris subsp. vulgaris (sugar beet) is the source of this 504-nucleotide messenger RNA. RefSeq lists its product as uncharacterized. The transcript has a single exon. The record is from RefSeq and is a predicted model, not a curated record. Bases 1 to 504 code for a protein of 167 amino acids. NCBI's taxonomy places the organism in Eukaryota, Viridiplantae, Streptophyta, Magnoliopsida, Caryophyllales, Amaranthaceae.